This is a messenger RNA of Nomia melanderi (Alkali bee), 2233 nucleotides long. RefSeq lists its product as uncharacterized. The record is from RefSeq and is a predicted model, not a curated record. Gene Ontology annotation, molecular function: actinin binding; structural constituent of muscle. NCBI's taxonomy places the organism in Eukaryota, Metazoa, Arthropoda, Insecta, Hymenoptera, Halictidae. Gene Ontology annotation, cellular component: nucleus; cytoplasm; Z disc. Gene Ontology annotation, biological process: sarcomere organization; muscle tissue development.
CGACUCAUAAAAUUUUUAAACAAUUCCAAACUUCAAAACACAUUUAAAGCGGCUAAUGGAGAAAACUUUGUUUAUAAAUGAACAUUGAUUAUUAAAUGAGUUACGCUUAUUAAUUAUAUUCAAAAUUUGUGUGGCAUGUCCCAUUAAAUACUGUAAGAAGAAAUCUAUGUCGAUUGAUAAAUGCCUGGAGUUUGUCCGCGCUGUAAUCGCGAGGUUUACUUCGCUGAAGAAAAAUUGGCUCUUGGAAAAGUUUGGCACACGUUCUGUUUUUCUUGUCGUAAUUGUCGAAAAUUACUUAACAGUUGCAACGUGGUGACCCAUCUCGGUGAAUUAUUUUGCAAGAAUUGUUACGUUCGUCAGUCUUAUUCGGCCAAUAAUCAUGAAAUUAUAUCGAAAACUCAUUCGCCUGCAAGUUUAGCUCAGAAUUCAUUGAAUUAUUGUUCUUGUGGCGUUGAAAGUUUCAUCGGUAACACGUCGCUAAGUAGAAAACGACAUUACCAAUCCGAUGAGUGUAGACUUCGUGGUGGAGGCAGCGAAGUUGGAGAGACAUACAUUUCUUUUGAUAAGGAAAAAAAACAUUUAGAGAACGAAUACGCUAAUUUGAGUACUACCAAUUCAAUGUCAACGCUUUGUGACCCUCCACCUAGCCCUACUGCAGUCACUACGUGGUAUAAUCGACAGCAUUCUAAAAUUCGCAGCACAUCUCUGGAAUCGCAGAAGAAUAAUAUUACGAAGGAUUGUCGAUUCGAAGCGCAACUAGAUACUGACCUAUCCGAGCUAAACCCACCACUCAGUAACAAUGAAAUCGAUAUUACAGAAACCCAACUAAGCGCAGAUAAAACUCAAGCGCCAGCUAUCAACUGGAGUAAUAAAAUUAACAAAUGUGAUGCCGCUUGCAAAUUUAGCGCUAAUAGCGUCAUUAUUCCGUCAAGGCGAAAAUUUACGUAUCCGCCGGUACCGCCGCCUCGUAAUCCGCUGCCUUCCCGACGACGAGUCUCGUUCAGCGACGUCGUCUUCGGGGAUAUACGCGAAAACAACCAGAAUUGUAUGACGAAUAUGCAAAAUGUUCGUCGUAGGGCCUGUUGCAAUAAUGAUAGUAGCGAGGAAUAUCAUAGUUCUUACGACAUUUGGCAAGCGGACGAUCCGGUCGGUAAAAAUGACGGCGGGUACGAAAAUGUAAAUGUAAGUCAAACCGAGGACAAUGGCAGAAUACAUUUUGAAAAAAGCGCCUUGGAGUGUUGCAACGACGGAGAAGAGGCGCUAAACAAGUGCAAUGACAUCGAGAAGAAUUCUGGUCAGAACCGAACAAUGAACGAAAAAGAUGAUGAGACCUCUAGAGAAGACUCGACGACGUACCAAAAUGCUCUCAAUUCGUCGAUAGGGCUCGAUGAGAACGAACGUAUGAGGGGAGGUUGCGGUGGACCUUACUCACCGUGUGGACCUCGACCCAAAGUCUCAUGCGGCGUGGUUAAAGUGAUAGAAACUGCUUGCCACUGCGGAAGAAGAGAAUCGGAACCAUGUCGUACUUCUUGUUCAACUUGUUUAUCACCGUGUACCGAUCGGCGUAGUUGCUGUCCACCAACGAACGAGCGACCAAUUUGCAAGAAAGCGAUCAUUAAAUGUCGUCCAAUGUGUACGGACUCUCCAGGCUGUGGCGGUGGAGGAUGUUGCGGAGGCGGAUGUCGCGGUGGUUGCGGAAAACCUGGGCAAACGUAUUUGCCGGCAAGAUCUUGCCCGACUCCAUGCCGACCCUGUUCACCUUGUUCCCCACCGCGACCUUGCACUCCGCAACCAUCUUGCUCUUGCAGAAAAUGUUCGUCUUGUUGUCCAAAUACUGGUGGUAGCACAAGUUGCUGUAGUCGAUCAAAAAGUCCUGCAUGUCGAGUGAGUCGAAGAAGAUGCAGUACCGACAGAGCAGAUUUUAAUGAGAGUGGAUGUUGCCGAUCGAAAGUCAUUUGCGAGUGCUUAGGUGGAGGACUUGACUGCCAGCGCUGUGGAAGGAAAGUGUACCAAGCUGAAAUGCAGGUGGUGUCUGGCACACCUUAUCACAAUAUAUGCUUCAGUUGUUUUUGCUGCAGAAAACCAUUGGAACCACUGACAUAUCAAGAAAAUUGCGGAGAGAUAUACUGUAAACAAUGUUAUGUCCGAAAUUUUGGACCGCAAGGAUACGGGUAUGGCGUGGGACCAGGAACGUUACAAACUCCAAUGUGAAACAAUUAGAACGAUCAUGAAC